AGCUCCUUUUGCAAAAACUAUGGGCGUGGCUGCUUCUUCCAUUAUCAAGAUGGCGGCUAGAGGGAUCUUGAUACUGAGAUAUUCCAGGCCCUGGCAACUCUGGCAACAGAAUUGCUUGUUAAAGAGAAGAUUUUUUACUCGUUUUCUGUCCUCAAAUCAAAACGAAACCACCGAGAGGUCAAGCAAAGACGAUGAGGAAAACACCAACCGCUUGAUGCUGAGAUAUUCACAGGAAAAUGGUUUUUUGUCGUGGAGUAGAAAUGCAGCCAUUUGUGCUGGAGUAGGUGCAACUCUCUCAAUGAUAGAAAAGACGUCAUCUUUUAGCUACCUUAGCUCUGGAUUCUUUGAUUUAGGAUUGAUAUUCAUGACUGUAGGCUCAUUUCACCACAUCUUGUCUUCAAUUUAUUUAAGAAAACACUUCAAGCUCUCCUUGGCUGGCCUCUGUUGGAAUAUAACUUAUUCCUCAAUUAUUUGGAUUGGCUAUAUCUCUCUUGUUUGGCAGUUGAUUUAAAAUGAUAAUAACGACAUAAUAACCAACAAUAAUAACCAACAA
Amphimedon queenslandica is the source of this 553-nucleotide messenger RNA. RefSeq names its product transmembrane protein 160-like. Lineage: Eukaryota; Metazoa; Porifera; Demospongiae; Haplosclerida; Niphatidae. The transcript has 5 exons. Bases 20 to 511 code for a protein of 163 amino acids. The record is from RefSeq and is a predicted model, not a curated record.